Drosophila obscura is the source of this 1035-nucleotide messenger RNA. Its product is annotated as peroxiredoxin 1. Gene Ontology annotation, molecular function: thioredoxin peroxidase activity. NCBI's taxonomy places the organism in Eukaryota, Metazoa, Arthropoda, Insecta, Diptera, Drosophilidae. The record is from RefSeq and is a predicted model, not a curated record. Gene Ontology annotation, cellular component: cytosol. The transcript has 2 exons. The coding region runs from base 120 to 704 and encodes 194 amino acids. Gene Ontology annotation, biological process: cellular response to stress; removal of superoxide radicals; response to oxidative stress.
UUCAUUCGCGAUUUUUUUACCGUGCCGAAAGGUUGUGUUAUUUUCGACGACAUCUGAGAUCGACCCGAGUCAUCCCAAGCGGAAGUCAAGCAAUUACAUUCUAUAUCCAACAGGUUAAAAUGCCCCAACUGCAGAAGCCCGCACCCCAGUUCGCCGGCACCGCCGUGGUCAAUGGCGUGUUCAAGGACAUCAAACUGAGCGACUACAAGGGAAAGUACCUGGUGCUGUUCUUCUAUCCGCUGGACUUCACCUUUGUGUGCCCCACGGAGAUCAUUGCCUUCUCGGAGAGUGCUGCCGAGUUCCGCAAGAUCAACUGCGAGUUGAUUGGCUGCUCCACGGACAGCCAGUUCACCCAUCUGGCCUGGAUCAACACCGCCCGCAAGCAGGGCGGUCUGGGCAGCAUGGACAUACCGCUGCUGGCCGACAAGUCGAUGAAGGUGGCCCGCGACUAUGGCGUUCUGGAUGAGGAGACCGGCAUUCCCUUCCGUGGCCUCUUCAUCAUCGACGAGAAGCAGAACUUGCGCCAAAUCACCAUCAACGAUCUUCCCGUUGGCCGCAGCGUUGAGGAGACUCUGCGCCUCGUCCAGGCCUUCCAGUAUACAGACAAGUACGGAGAGGUGUGCCCAGCCAACUGGAAGCCCGGCCAGAAGACAAUGGUGGCCGACCCCACCAAGUCCAAGGAGUACUUUGCCACCACCUCCUAAGAAGCUAAUCAUCUGUGGGGCUGGGCCUGUGCGGUGCUUUGCUGUGGCCCUGGCGAGUCCAGGCCGAAUCGCAUUGCAUAGACACACGCACAUUUGAAUACCCUAAAUAUACAUAUAAUAAACCCUAUAACUAGAGCUAGUUCGUCAUCUAUCUACGAGUAUAUGCAUAUUAUUAUGAUUUGUGAACAGAAACUGUGAAAAAAUUGGUUCUUUCUCCCUCUGCAUUGCACACAACACCAACACACACACACAUAACCUAAGCAGAAAGUGAUUUAUUUGAGUUUGCUCUUAAUUUGUAAUGUUGCCUCAAUAAAACUGUAUUGAAUGCUAA